Molecule: messenger RNA, 1837 nt
Organism: Amborella trichopoda
Lineage: Eukaryota; Viridiplantae; Streptophyta; Magnoliopsida; Amborellales; Amborellaceae
Product: protein MIZU-KUSSEI 1
Biological process (GO): hydrotropism
Source: RefSeq, a predicted model, not a curated record
GUCAAAAGGAAAAUAGGAGCCACAGGGUUUUGUCAGGGAUGCCAUGACAGAACCCCAACAAACUCUCUCUCUCUCUCUCUCUCAUGACAGAAGACCUCCAAAGUCCAAACAUUUCAAAUCUCUCUCUCUCUCUCUGUUGACAGAAGCCCUACAAACCUUUCAAGGCUCUCUCUUUCUCGUCCCUGAGUUUAUUUGUUGGUAUGGAAUGGAUGGGUAGGUGGGACUGAUCACCGCCUUUUGUCAGGACUCAGGACCCCUGACUGCGCCUUUUCCCACUUCCAAAUCCCAAUUUCUUCCAUCUAUUAUUUAACUUAAACUAACUGUUUCCCAUUUUCAUGAAACUUUCAAGUCUGAGCAAUAACUCUCAAGCUUAAGAGAGAGAAUGAGGAGGAAAAAAAGUGAGAGAAGGCAGCCACAAAAAGGAGUGUCUUGUCGGCAACUGGACCAGAAAAGCAAGACACCCAAAAAGCAAACAGAGGCACUGCCUUUCAAAAAAGCGGCUUGAGUGCACAGAAAGUUGAUGUGGAGAGCCAGAGCAAAAUAUCCCAGAAGACAGGGAGAGUGCUAUAUUUGAGUCCAGAGUAGGUUGUUGCAGAGAGCCAAAUCAAAAAAUCCAGAGAGAGAGAGAGAGAGAGUUCAUUGAGCAACCAAACAAGUUGGGAGAGAGGGCAAGUGUUUGAGUACAAGAGUUGUGAGCUCCCAAAAAAAAGUGGGGACAGAGAGAGAACGUGUGUGCAGGGGAGGGGAGAAGCAUGGCUGCGGUGGUGGAGUCGGGAUCAUCGAAGAGGUACUCAGACCGGAGGAGUCCGGUUGAAGGCAUGGGCAAAGCCAUAGUGCCGGCCUCUCCCGGUCGCCCAUCGGUCGAACCUGCCGCUCAGGAGGAUGAGCUCCCGCAGAAGCCCCUGGUCUUCAAAUACGAUGGUGGCGGUGACCAUAAGCCCAAGAAGGUAGCCCACAUGCUCCGUUCAGUCUUACGCAGCGUCAUCCCCUUCGCUGUGGUGAUGCCCUUCUCUUGCAAGGGCCUCCACGUCCUGCCCACGCGCCCCUCGGCGCUACUGCGUGGGUCGUCGUCGCACCUUGGCAGCUGCAUCACGGGCACCCUCUUUGGCUACCGCCGUGGCCACGUGCACUUCACAUUCCAGGAGGACCCAGGGGCGUGGCCAGCGCUCGUCAUCGAGCUGGCCAUGCAGACCAGCGCCCUCGUCAAGGAGAUGGCGUGCGGGGUGGUGCGCGUUGCCCUCGAAUGUGAGCGAAGGUGCCAAGACGACAAGGCCAAAAAGAAGAGGGGCCGCCGCCUCAUUGACGAGCCGGUGUGGAGCAUGUACUGCAACGGGAGGAAGAGCGGCUACGCCGUGACGAGGGAGUGUGCAGGGGGCGACUGGGAAAUUUUGAAGGCAGUGCAGGCGAUAUCGAUGGGGGCGGGGGUGCUGCCACUCGGGCACGGGGGUGGCGGCGAUGGUGGUGGGGAGCUCAUGUAUAUGAGGGCGAGGUUUGAGAGGGUCGUUGGUUCGAAGGACUCUGAGGCCUUUUACAUGAUCAACCCUGAUGGCACUGGAGGCCCUGAGCUCAGCAUCUUCCUCCUCAGGAUCUAGAUUUAACUACUACAAUAAGAGAGGCCUCACUUUUGAUACAAAACAAACCCCCUGUCCUCAAAACCAAGUUUUCUCUGUUUUUCUCUAAAAAUCCUUUCGUUUGUUGCUAACUUAACUGACUGCGUUUGUAUGUAAAUGGUGUUGUUUAGUUCUUUUUGGUGUUUUUUGUGGUGUUGCUUGUUUUGAGAUUGAGAUUAAAGCGCUGCAAAUGACUGAAACCAUUCUUAAAAAGUUUUUUCCUUUCA